Molecule: messenger RNA, 3460 nt
Organism: Cololabis saira (Pacific saury)
Lineage: Eukaryota; Metazoa; Chordata; Actinopteri; Beloniformes; Belonidae
Product: excitatory amino acid transporter 1-like
Exons: 10
Coding region: 291-1901 (536 amino acids)
Biological process (GO): L-aspartate import across plasma membrane; L-glutamate import across plasma membrane; D-aspartate import across plasma membrane
Cellular component (GO): plasma membrane
Molecular function (GO): neutral L-amino acid transmembrane transporter activity; glutamate:sodium symporter activity; L-glutamate transmembrane transporter activity
Source: RefSeq, a predicted model, not a curated record
AUUGCUGGUUGUUCACACCAACCAGCUCAAAGCCAAAGAGCCCCUCUGUCCCUCUCACACGGAUCCAUCUUUAAACCUGAACCUUCCCCUGAAACAAACUGAGAUAUUGCUCCAAAGGAAGUUAUUGCUCAAGGCUAAAGCAGGCAAUUUCAAUCUUGAACCAAGGAACUGCGGAAAAGAAGAGCAACAGCAAACAGAAAAGUCAUCAGUACCUUUAUGGUGUUACUGCUACGGUCAAGUGAAGUUUCUGGACGCCUGAAGUUGAUCUGAAAAUCUUUCAAGCUGCAGAAAUGACUCAAAGCAACGGGGAGGACUCACACAGAACCCGGAGCGGCCUCCACCAAAUCCGUGCUGGCUUCCAGUCCCGAUCGAUGCUGGCAAAAAAGAGAGUGGAGAACAUCUCAAGGGGGGACAUGAAGGGAUUUUUCAUCAGAAAUGCUUUUGUGAUUCUAACCAUUGCUGCUGUCAUUAUUGGUAUAAUCCUGGGAUUCGCCCUGCGUCCAUAUAAGAUGUCUUAUCGUGAAGUGAAAUUCUUCUCUUUCCCGGGAGAACUGUUGAUGAGAAUGCUCCAAAUGCUGGUAAUGCCCCUUUUGGUCUCCAGUCUCAUCACAGGUAUGGCAUCUCUGGACGGCCGUGCCUCUGGUAAAAUGGGUAUGAGGGCAGUGAUUUACUACACCACCACCACGGUGAUCGCUGUGUUCAUCGGGAUUGUCAUGGUGCUCAUCAUUCACCCUGGGAAAGGAGUAAAGGAUGAAUUCACCAAGCCUCAGCAUAUGGAGCAGAUCAGCACUGCUGAUGCCUUUCUGGACCUUAUGAGAAACAUGUUUCCCCCCAACCUGGUGGAAGCUUGCACCCAGCAGUAUAAGACGCAGUAUGCCAAGAGAAUAGUCCGUGUGACAAUGACGGUGAAUGACACAAUAUUCACACUGAAUGGUAGCCAGCAGAUUACCCAUGAGGAGACGAUCCCAGUGCCAGGAACUGUGAAGGGGAUCAAUGCACUCGGCCUGGUUGUGUUCUCCAUGUUCUUCGGUCUAAUCAUGGGCAAGAUGAAGGAGGAGGGAAAGCCACUAAAAGACUUUUUUAACUGCCUCAAUGAAAUCAUCAUGAGGCUGGUUGCCAUAAUAAUGUGGUACGCCCCCAUCGGUAUCUUGUUCCUGAUUGCUGGUAAGAUCGUGGAGAUGGAGGACAUUACAGCCAUGGGUGGCCAGUUGGCAAUGUAUACAGUGACAGUCAUCAGUGGCCUGCUCAUCCACGCUGUCUUUGUCCUGCCAACACUUUAUUUCGUCAUUACCAGGAAGAACCCCUUUGUGUUCAUUGCAGGUCUGCUGCAGGCACUCAUCACUGCCCUGGGAACAUCUUCUAGUUCUGCCACAUUGCCCAUUACUUUUAAAUGCUUGGAGGAAAACAACAAAGUGGAUAAGCGUGUGACCCGUUUUGUGCUCCCUGUCGGUGCAACAAUAAACAUGGAUGGCACUGCUCUUUACGAAGCCCUGGCAGCCAUCUUUAUUGCCCAGGUCAAUGAUUAUGACCUUAACUUUGGACAAAUUCUCACGAUCAGCAUUACAGCCACUGCAGCCAGUAUUGGAGCAGCUGGAAUACCUCAGGCAGGACUGGUCACCAUGAUGAUAGUGUUGACGUCUGUGGGCCUGCCAACGGAUGAUAUUUCACUCAUCAUUGCUGUUGAUUGGUUCCUAGACCGCUUGCGCACCACCACCAAUGUCCUCGGAGACUCCAUCGGUGCAGGUAUUGUUGAACACCUGUCCCGUCAUGAACUGCAGAAAAAGGACCCUGAGGUGGGAAACUCAGUGGUGGAGGAGGCUGACAAGAAGGCGUACAAGCUCAUCUCACAUGAGAAUCAAUAUGAGAAUGAGAGGCCCAUUGACAGUGAGACCAAGAUGUAGGGGCAAUAUUUUUGUUCAUGGCAGAAACACAUUAUUGCGAAAACCGUUGCACUGUACUGAAACCCAUUCUUAGUUAAACCCGUUUGGAUUUUCAAAUAUCCAUCUUGCUAGACAUUUGAAUUAAAUUAAAUCUAUAGUUAGAACAUAUAGCAGCCAAGUGAGUGGCACUCAUGCAUGUGGCGUCUCUCAAACACCAGGGUGUAUAUGGAAUGGUUUGUGCAUUGUUUUUCUAAGCGGUGGCAUUAUGAUGCAUAACUGCUAUAAGGUGUUUACCAUUAAGAAUGACUUACAGAGCUCUGUGGUCCUUGGCUUACAUUCCAGAUCCAAAUUCUCUCUUGAUUGUGAUGCCAGAUAUCACCCACUAGAGGCCAGUAUUGGCCAGUCUACUGUAGAGUCUAGACUCCCUAGUCUAGACACACAGCACGCUACAGCUCAUGGGUGCACAAGUUUGUUUUUUUUUCCUGUUUUUAGACCUGUUCCCUGUGUAUUGUUUUGCUAGUGUUGUAUGUAAAAGAUAAACUGUAGCUGUAGUAUAAAUCUCUCUGGAGACUUAUUGAAAUGUUGUGUUUAUAUCAUGCAGAUAUCAUGCACAUAAUCUGGUGUACCAAAAUCUUGGGGGAAAAGGGCUUUUUCAAACCUCUGUACAGAUAUUUGUGGCUUUGUUUCACAUAGUUGGGUGUACAUAUUACAGUUUAAUUAAGAAAAAAAUAGAAAGAAAAAUAUUUUCUGCCUUUAGGCACAUGUAGUUUUACCCCUUAACUUUUCAAAGCAAUAAGUGCCAUUAUUAAGGGUAAUAUUUUCUCAGCCAACUUUGUUUUUGUUACAUAUGUUCCUCAAACCAAUCACUACAUUUGUAAAGAAUGACACACCAAAAUUACUCAGCCAUGUUGUUGCAUUUCAAUUUAAUUUGUUCAUGAAUUUUGAAAUAUAAGCCGCAAACUUCAACCAAAUAUGUGAACCGAAUUUUCACCCAAGAAGUGAUAUACUAGUAUCCAAAUUUAUACCUGAAUAAUUUUGCCAAAGUGUUGCGUGUACAUUUUAUUAGUUGAAAAUCUGACCGUUCAGUCUGAAAUUCAACCCACUAAGUUUCAACCAAAAAUAAAAACAAGGUUUUCUACAAAAUUUGACAUACUUGUACUUUAAUUUAUAGCCUGACCAAACAAAUGCUAACAGGCACUUGGCAGUUUCAGUUGGAGAAUGAUAAUAUGGUAGGCUUUAAAUGUAACUUUGAGCCAGUCCUUCACACUGGCCAUGUAAGCAUUACAUUAAAAAACAUUUUGUUUAAAAAUAAACAUGUUAUUACAAACUGUUUGAUAUAACUCCAGUGUUUUUCAAUCCAGCUCCUCGGGACUUGCUGCCCUGUGUUUUUGGAUGUUUCUCUGCUCCAACAGACCUAAUUCAAAUGGAUCAUAGGAUCAUUGACAGACUUGUACAGACCUUGAUGACAAGGUGGUGAAUUUCUUUAAGUGAUGUGUGUCUGAGCAGAGCAGCAUCUAAAACAUCCAACAAAACAUAUGGGUCCUGAGGAUCUAGAUCUAGAUUGCAGAAUGGCACCAUUG